AUGCCAGAGGAGGAAGAACGAGAGAAGUUAGCCAAAGUCAUCAGACAGUGGAACAACAACAGACUGGACCUGUUUGAAAUAAGCCAACCAGAUGAGCAGAACCUGGAGUUUCACGGCGUGAUGCGCUUCUACUUUGAGGAUCAUGUUGGAGGAAAUGUGGCCACAAAGUGCCUGCGUAUUUGCAGCAACUCUUCAACUCAUGAGAUUAUUGAAACUCUCUCAGAGAAAUUCAGGCCUGAUAUGAAAAUGCUGACUACAAGUUAUUCCCUGCAUGAGAUCCACGCCAACAAGGAACGCAAAUUGGACCUGGAUGAGAGACCUUUAAUUGUACAAUUAAACUGGAACUCAGACAACAGAGAAGGACGUUUUGUUCUCAAGAAAGACAAGGAGAGUUUUCAGGAAAACUGUCAUGAGAAGGAGAAAGGAGGCAUGAUCCAAAACUUCAAGAGGACACUGUCAAGAAAAGAAAAGAAGGCAGAAAAGAGCAAAACUAAAGCGGCUGACAAGGUUUCAGGAGAUGGGAAUGGGUCAACUGAAAAGCCACUGAACAACAGCAUCUGUGUGUCCAACCAUGAGACAAAACACUGCACUGAAAACAAAAAGCAAAAGAGGCAAGAUGCCUCGGGAAGUCAUCCUGACUUUUCGGAUCAGCCUGGAUUACCAUUUGGGAUUAAAUUCUGUAACAACUCUGAGGAAGCCUUCCUGUCUGCAGUCAUAAAUUACACCAACAGCUCCACAGUUCAUUACAAGCUCUCACCUGCUUACAUCCUCUAUGCUGUGGGACGCUUUGCUCUGCAGCGCCAUUACAAGCAAGGCUCUCAGCCCUCAGGACAAACGCACAGUGCAACCUCCAUCACUAACAAAAUGGUGGCCAUGACAGGGAAGGUCAUCCAGAGGCAGCAGACCAGUGCCGGGGCUCUUGCCUUCUGGAUGGCCAACUCCUCUGAGCUGCUAAAUUUCUUCAAGCAUGACAAAGAUCUCUGUCCAGUCACACAGCAAAGUCAGCUGGAUCUCUCCCACCUGGUGCACAAAGCUUACAGCUGCCUGCUACAGUGUCUACAGAAAGAGUUAACAAAGCACCUGCCAACUUUUUUGAUUGAUCCUGAGCAACAUGGUGCCCUGCCAGCUGGUAUAGAGAUGGUGUUGAACACCUUAAUGAACACCAUGUCUCUGUUACGCCGCUGUUGGGUCAACCCUGCCCUCACCAUCCAGCUCUUCUCCCAGCUCUUCCAUUUCAUCAGUGCCUGGCUCUUCAACCAGCUCAUGAGCCCAGAGGCCAACACUGCAGGCCUGCGCUCCCACUACUGGGGAGCAGCUCUCCGUCAGAGGCUUACUGCUAUCGAAGCCUGGGCGGAGAGGCAGGGCUUGGAGCUGGCUGCUGACUGCCACCUCGGACACAUUAUCCAGGCAACCACACUCCUGACCAUGAAUAAGUACUCAAUGCAAGACGCGAAGGACAUCCAGAAAACCUGUUUCAAGUUGAACUCAUGGCAGCUGCAGAUGCUGUUAACCGGCUACCUCUAUGCAGACAAUGAGCCUUGCAUCCCCCCUGAUUUGAUCGAUGCUGUAGUGACGGCUACACAGGCCUCAGCAGAUAACUUGAUUCGGAGCGAAGGACGGGACAUCCAGCUGGAGGAGAGCCUUGACCUCCAUCUGCCCUUCCUGCUGCCAGAGGGAGGAUACUCCUGUGACACUGUGAGAGGAAUCCCUCCUGGGUUUAUGGAGUUUUUGGAGCCGAUUUGCCGGAAAGGUCUCUGCUCUUUAAUAUCCCACCCGAACUCCAAAGGGGACUGGACCAUGUAUUUCAGUGACCCUACACCUCCUGUAGAGAGUACACACUUGGCAGGACACAGAGAGCCAGAGACUGUGACUAUCACACUGAAUAAACCUCUCAACAGUGGGAUGGGGGUCAGCAUCGUGGCUGCCAAGGGAGCACGGCAGGGUAACCUUGGGAUUUAUAUCAAAUCUAUUGUCAAGGGAGGACCCGCUGAAAUGAAUGGCAGAUUAACAGCUGGGGACCAGCUGCUCAGUGUGGAUGGCAAAAGCCUCGUUGGCCUCAGCCAAGAAAGGGCAGCAGCUAUUAUGGUGCAAACCGGCCCUGUUGUGACCUUACAGGUUGCAAAAUUUGGAGCGAGCUACCACGGCCUGGGGGCUCUGCUGAGUGAACCAGCUGCAGAAAAAACUACAGGCAAUAAAAGCAAUGCUAAGCCAAACGGCGAAGCGCUCAUUUUGUACAGUGUGGUGGAUCCUGGUCCCUCAGAACAGCUCCAUGGAAGCAGCAAAAGGAAGAAAGAUCAGAUAAUACAGAGAAACAGGCAGCUUUAUCGCUCCAACCCCAACGUGACCACAGACUUUUGCCUAGAGGAUGGAGAUGAACCUGUUGACCCCGUUGGGAGAGGGAGCAACAUUGCUGCUGUUUCCAGUAUCAACCUUUGCUCUGAUACAUUUCACAGGGAAUACUUGACACUUCCAACUCCUAAAUCACAGGACAUGAACAUACCUGAAUCCAGUCGACCACAGCAAACAUUUAAAGCCUCUCUGACACCUUUAAAUGGACAAAGCUCCAGUAAGAAGACUUUCAUGCGUCAAGCACUCUCACAGGAGAACUUGUGUAUGGACAGUGGAGGCCCCCUGCUGGACAAAAGGCAGAACACGUGGGAGCAUCAGGACUGGAGUGCAAAACAAACCAUGAGCCACUACUCGUCUUUCCCCAUUCGCUCCAGUGUUUCUACUCAUGACAUCCUCUCUGAUAACAGUUCUCCCAAAAAACUACAGCAGGGCACUUACACAAGUGGCGCUGGUGUCUGGAGAGCCCCUUUUUCACAGCAUCCAACGCCUACGCCCUCUGUUCAGCCCGUGCGUAUAGACAUCCCCGUGACCAGAGCAGUGAACACGCAGUCAAACCCUCCGCUCAUCACAUUCCAGAGUUCAACUUUGCUCUCAGUGAAGAUGAGCCAAACUCUUAAAGGAAAUGGACAUAAACAGAGUUCUCAGAACCAAGCUAACCAUAUUUAUGCAUGCCCCAUUUCCGCGACCAAGAAGCUACCUCAGCCCUCACUUUCAUCACAGCAGCAAAGACCCAGCAUAUUCAGGAGUCAAGCAGUAAAACCCCAAGUAAGCAUCACUCCAACAAAACAUGUUUCCUUCCAAGAACCUCCCACUCAAUGGAAGCAGGUCACAGGUCCUAAGAGGCAAAAAGACCCCCAGGAGCUGGCUGACCCGUGGAGGAGGGAGGCCCAGGAGAAGCUGGAGAAGCAGCAGAGGCUUCAGGUGGUGGACCUCCUGGAGCAGGAGGUGCAGGAGCUUCAGGCUAAAGCGAAGCGCACUGCGGUGGAGAACGACCGACUCCGCAAACUCAGCCUGGAGUGGCAGUUUCAGAAGAGGCUGCAGGAAAUUCAGCAAAGGGGAGAGGAUGAGGAGGAGGAUGAGGAUUUGGACAUGAUGGUGACGAUACAGCAGCUGGAGACGAGAGCACAGAACAAGAGAAGCUCCGGAGGAAACAUCAACAGUGAAUUGAAAGAGUUGGAAAAACAGACAGAAAACUAUCUUUCUCAAAAGGAAGACAAGGCAAAGACAGGUCAAAGACCAAUUGGACUGAAUGAAGAUGUUCAUAACUUGGCAUCAAAAGAAAACCAGGAAAAGAAAAUCAAGAGAACGACGGCUCCUGAAAAGCUCACAUUCAAGGAGCGUCAGCGUCUCUUUUCCGUGGAGUCCAGUGCAUAAGUGAAGGUUAAAGCCAUGUAAACACAAGGAGAACAUGUCUAUAUAAAGCAAAGUAAUAAUGUGCUAGCAAAAAUGACAGUAUACAGUACCAUUUAA
Molecule: messenger RNA, 3819 nt
Organism: Toxotes jaculatrix (banded archerfish)
Lineage: Eukaryota; Metazoa; Chordata; Actinopteri; Toxotidae
Product: afadin
Exons: 24
Coding region: 1-3723 (1240 amino acids)
Biological process (GO): signal transduction; regulation of protein localization
Cellular component (GO): adherens junction
Molecular function (GO): cell adhesion molecule binding
Source: RefSeq, a predicted model, not a curated record